Messenger RNA from Phasianus colchicus (ring-necked pheasant), 5484 nucleotides. Lineage: Eukaryota; Metazoa; Chordata; Aves; Galliformes; Phasianidae. The record is from RefSeq and is a predicted model, not a curated record.
GGAAGCACAGAUGGCCCUCAGUGGGGCAACCCCUGCUUGUGCUAAGGUCCUGUCUGGGGGCUCCACUGGGCCGGGACACCCGCAUCUGUGUGUGCCGGCUGUGCCGUGGGCAGCUGCACGCUGAAGGAUCUGGCUGGGGCAUGGAGAGCACUGGGAGGGCCGGGAUGUGGGGCUGGUGCUGUGUGGAGAGCAGCCCCGGCUGUUAGCCAUUCCCAGGGGGUGUUCCGGGCACCCAUCCAGCCCUCUCAUCUGCUCCUUGCAUUAAGAGAAAUGUCAUUAACUGAUACCUAAGACCACAGAUGGUUGGGUUUUUUUUACCCAACCUUUUACUGUCUAAAAUUAAAAAGGCACUUUUCCCCAGCGCAGCGUGCCAGCAGGGUGCUGUGGGGUACGAGGAUGGCCCACAGUGGCACGAGGAGUGAUGCACUGAGUCUGUGUCCCCCAAACACAGUGGAUGGCAUGAGGGUGGCGAGAGGGGGACAAACCUGUGCUUAGGAGAUGUGUGUCCGCCCAGAGGUGCUUGCAUUUCAGCCCCCUGGCACUGCAGGGAUGGCUGUGUUCCGUGGAUGGACAGCUCAGCUCACGGCACCACAAGGCGCCGCGCUGCAGCCGCUGGUGAGGGUCGGCUCCGGGCGGAGGAAACGAUGCCAGCGUUCAUAAAGCAGCUGCACAUCCACAGGCUUUUAGCGAAGAAGUCAUGAAUAAUUGAGCUCCUGUUAGCUAGGAAGAAAAUACCCUAAUAGGACUAAUGGAGCGCCGCUCAAAAACUUGACUCUGGGGGGACUUGUGUUCACCAAUUGCUUCGGAUGCUGUGCGCCGACACUCCCCUCCAUGAAAAAAACCACAGCUGUGCCUCCCUUAUAGCUGUCUGAGGGAACCCUAACAGCCAGAGCUUUCCUUUUUAAUGAGCAGGAACCCCAGAAGCCGGGUGAGUCCGAGGCGCCAGGGCGGCACUCAGGGCUGUGAGUGGGGGCUGCGUUCCCUGCUGGGGGCUGCAAUGUAACACUGAGCUGCUCGGCUGGGGAGGGCUUUGUUUGGGCUUCUUGUUAUUGCAGUUGUUGCAGGCUGUGACACCCCGGGCUGUGGGUUGGGACAGAGGCAUCGCAUUGCACCUCAUCCUCCAUGCGGCGCUGGGGCCCCGUGGGCUGGGAUGGGGACACGGGGUGAUGGCAGCACACAGAGCCCAGGAUGGGUGCUUCCCACCGUGGCACAUCACUGCCCGGCUUCGGCAGCUUCUCCAGCCCUGGGCUGAGCCGUUGCUUCUCGCUCUUCAGUUUGCAGAAAGUUUGUGCUAAUAAGCUGCCUGUGGGUGCGCCUGGUGCUCUCCCCGCUGCAUGGCGUUGUUGCUCAGCCAAAAAUCACAGAGGUGUCAGUGCAGGGCACGCCAUUAAUUACCGCCUCGCUGCUCCGAUCGUCCCCCUCCGACUCCAAGCGCCGCUUUAAUUUAAUUGCAGUGAGAUGAAGGCAGAGAAGCAGCGCUUUGCACUCCUCCAGCUGCACAGUGAGGGGCAGCCAGUGGGGUUGUGUGUGAGAUCCGUCAGCCACGGAGAAGGGCUCAGUGCUGGCACUGCAGAUCUGGGGGUGCCAGAGGUCGGGGGGGUUUGCUUUCUGCCCUAUGGCCCCGCUGCAGAAAUGUGGGGGCACCCAGGGAGUGCUGUGCUGCAGUGGGCGCUUUGUGGCUUGGACCUCAGGUAGGGGAUCCUCUUUUUGCAUUUCCCUGCACUUUAGGAACAUGCUGGGUUGCUUUCCUGCACACGAGGAGCUCCAGAGCAUUUUCAAAAAGCGCUGUUUAUCGCAGGAGCUCCCUGGGGUUUUUGGUAAUUCCUUGCAAGCUAAAGCUCUUUUUUUCCCAUUCUUGCUUUUUUCUUGGGGUCAUACUUGAGUACAAAAGCGCACUUUGCACCAUAGAACUUCUGUAAAACUAAACUUCAUGGGAAAAAGAAAGAAUGCCCCAUGGCAGUGGGGUGCAGGCAGGCUCUGCUCCGCGCCCAUCACCAAUACGGGGCUGCAUGGGGCUGCCAGGCGCCGGCUGCUCUGUGCAGGCACUGAGUGCAGUGGGAGUCCCAGGGAGAGCAACAAGGGAAAAUCAGUGCCACCUCUUCGGUGCCGCUGCGGUGAGGUCGCGGUGCACUGUCAGUGCUGCGGUGUUGGCUGGUGGCACGGACUGCAGCACCCUGACGCGGGCACCCACGCGCCCACCACUGCCAGGGCGCAUCCCCGUGGGUCCCCAUGUAACUGGCACGUGGCACAUGGCAACGACCAAGGCAGGAGGCACCGGAGCCUCACACCUACGCCCGUGCCGUGUGCCACCUUCCCUUCCCCGCUGCUGCGCCGCAUGUCCCAUUCCUUUGGCACCCUGGCUUUCCCGCUUCAGCCGGUUGUUGUGCUACCUAUGGCCGGGUCCUCUUGCCAUCUCCAUGCCACGCACAGCGCUGUGGGGUCCGGGGACAACCGAGUGUCCCCACCGCCCGCUGAGCUCCGCCGCCCGCCCCGCAGCCCCCGCGCUCAGGCAGCAGAAUGCUGUCCAUGACGUACAGCGAGAGCCUGCGCAGCGUGGCCAGCCGGCACCACGCCGACUGGGGGCUGCAGCCGCCGCGCCGGGCGGAUGCUCUGGAGCUGCGGCGGCUGCGGGACGUGCGUGCAGCAGCACAGGCCAAGACGUUGGAGGAGUUCCUGCGGACACACGGGCUCUCGCUGGACGGCUGCACGGCGCGUGUCACAGGCAUGAAGUACAGAAAUCUGGGCAAGUCUGGGCUGCGUGUAUCCUGCCUCGGCCUGGGGACAUGGGUGACAUUCGGAGGACAGAUCACAGACGAGAUGGCCGAGCAGCUGAUGACUUUAGCGUACGACAACGGCAUUAAUCUGUUCGACACGGCAGAAGUCUACGCUGCUGGCAAGGCCGAGGUUGUGCUGGGAAACAUCAUCAAAAAGAAGGGCUGGAGGCGAUCCAGCCUGGUCAUCACCACCAAGAUCUUCUGGGGAGGAAAAGCAGAGACGGAGCGGGGACUGUCCCGAAAGCACAUCAUUGAAGGUCUGAAGGCAUCGCUGGAGCGGCUGCAGCUGGACUACGUGGACGUGGUGUUUGCCAACCGGCCCGACCCCAACACACCCAUGGAAGAGACGGUGCGCGCCAUGACCCACGUCAUCAACCAGGGGAUGGCCAUGUACUGGGGCACGUCACGCUGGAGCUCCAUGGAGAUCAUGGAGGCGUACUCAGUGGCACGGCAGUUCAACCUGAUCCCGCCGAUCUGCGAGCAGGCUGAGUACCACAUGUUCCAGCGGGAGAAGGUGGAGGUGCAGCUGCCUGAGCUCUUUCACAAGAUAGGUGUCGGUGCCAUGACCUGGUCACCGCUGGCGUGCGGCAUCGUCUCAGGGAAGUAUGACGGUGGCAUUCCUCCGUACUCAAGAGCAUCACUGAAGGGGUACCAGUGGCUGAAGGACAAGAUCCUGAGCGAGGAGGGCCGGCGGCAGCAGGCUAAGCUGAAGGAGCUGCAAGCCAUCGCCGAGCGCCUGGGCUGCACGCUGCCACAGCUCGCUAUUGCAUGGUGCCUGCGCAACGAGGGCGUCAGCUCCGUGCUGCUGGGAGCCUCCAACGCCGACCAGCUGAUGGAGAACAUCGGAGCCAUACAGGUCCUUCCCAAGCUGUCGUCUUCCAUUGUCCAUGAGAUCGACAGCAUCCUGGGCAACAAACCCUACAGCAAGAAGGACUACCGCUCCUAGGCGCGCCCGGCACGCCGCCCCGCUGCCCGAUCGCUUGCUUAUGCUUGGAUGAAGCAAAGUGGAGAGCGCGGCCCGCAUCAAGAACAGCACGCCAAGAGUGUAGAGAAACCGUUCCAAACGUCGCUGCAAGAGAACAUAACGCUUACUACAUAACAUUUAAUUUGAAUGCAAGAAAGCCACCGCCGGGGAGAGUGCUGGGGCAGUGCACACCCCACGCCUGGACUCGAAGCCGCAGGGCACGCGGCCAGGCUCUGUGCUGUGCUGCUGGGGGCUGUCCUGGCACCGUGCGGAGGACUCAGCCGGUGGGGGCCAUCCUGGGCGGCGGCUGCAGCCGUUGCAUGCGUCUCCCUGCUGCUUCUCUUCUUUACUUUGUGUUUCCGGACAAGGAGGCCGUCGGGUGCAGGUGUGCUCAGAGCACCACGGAAGCAUUGCGUGGGCAGGGCUGGAUGCUGGCCCGGAUCAGCGCUGUAAGAGGCUGCUGUGCAACACCAACAACAAAACCACCACCACCUCUCCUUCCAGCACUCUGCUCUGCAGCCCCAGCACAGUGCAUCUGUGCCCUUGCCUGGGAUGGGCGUGAGGGAGGAGAAGAUGGGUGGGCAACAGGAACCCUGGGAGGGGGGACUCCACACAGCCCAUCCCCAGGCAGCACCUGUUGUCCCUUCCCCUGCGCAGGGGAAACAACAAACACUGCUGCAUGGAGGUGGGGAGGUAGAGCAGUGAAUGUGUGUGUGCGCACAGGGAUGGAGAAGGGAGCGCUGCAAUUUUUAUAUAUCUGCACAAACCAUGCAGAAAUACACAUAAGCAGGUAUAUAGAAUUGUAUAUCUACGUGCAUCUGUAGGCAAUUUACAGAUGUGUCACUGUGUAUACAUGCACACACUGCAAGCACACAUACAUACCUGUAUACACAGAGAUAGCUGUGCGCCCACCCACGUGCGGGAUGGCACCGAGCACCACUUCACCUGGUGCCACUGCCCAGGGCCGUGGGCUCGAAGGAGGGGCAGCAGGGGGAGUCCAGGCAGGGGCUGGCUCCUCCCCAAGCACUGUGCUCACUUCCCACCCUGAUCCCAGGGGUGGAAGAGCAGAGCUCCCCUCAUUGCCAGCACAAUAAUGACGCUGCUCCCACCUCCUUUUUACAGGAUUUAUUAAAACACAGAGAACAUGAACCAAAACACACAGAGUACAAAGUAAAUGUGAGUGUGUUGGUUACAGGUGCCAUAAACCUCCUACGAAAGGUCACCACGGUGCAGUCAGUAUCACAAAAUAGCAGCCCACCAGGCACAAAGGCAGCAGUGCGGCCACCCUCUGCUCUGCUGCAGCAGCCCCCACAACCCCCCCAGCUCCAGGCAGCUUGCGGCCACAGAGAGGACAGGAAGGAAGAAGCAGGGGGAGUGCAGGGCGGCCGGCACGGCACAGCACAGCCCUGCCCAACCGUGCUCUCCCUCCUGCAGCAUGGCGAGGGCAGGUUGCAGGCAGAGGGACCACAAGGCAGGGCUCACUGCAGCCCAGGGAUGGGCUGGGAGUGGUGGCAGCUGACUCCUCUCCUCCUCCUCCUCCUCCUCUCUGCUCUCUGUGCUGCAGCAGGGCGGCGGUGGGCAUGCGCUUGCUCAAACACAAAAAGGACAUAAAAAUAGAACUUACAGGGAAGCUACCGAACAGGAGUAAGCUUGGCGCCUAAUGGUCAGCGUGGAACUGGACUAGAAACAGAGCUUCCAACAGGUCUCCCUUUAACUCUGAUACAUGUCAAUAAAAACAGACAUAAA